AUGUCGUCCCGGCAUAUCCGGUCUGGCUCUGCCGGAAUUAGCAUGAGAAAACCACAGAAUGCAAAAGAGGCUGCUCAGAGGCUGGCUCAGGUUAUGGCCCACCAGCCGGCAGACGAGGAAGAAGAAGAGGACGAUCUCUUGUACGAUUUUGACUCGGCUGUUCCUUCUGCUGGCAUUGGUCUUGCUGGAGGAAGGCACUCUAGGACUCGUUCGCCGCUGUCAGUUCGUAAACCAGUCGAUCAACUUCCCUCCUCUUCACGUCUACUGCCGGCCACUAGACCAUCUGUAUCUUCGAGCUCGGUUGACCAGCAGCCCGUGUCGGCCCGUUCAGCAUCUUAUCUUCGGCCGGCCCAGCCCAAGCCCGUUGAGGCCCAACCCACUUCUUCUCUUUAUCCUUCUGUGGCCGCCCGUCCGCCUCAACCGGUCGACACGACACCCGAAGAGGCACAGCCGCCAUCUGCUCGGUCGAGCUCCAGCUCGAGCCGGUCACCUUCUUAUGGUGGCUCUAUGGAUCAACCUUUGUCUGCUCGUUUGGUCGGGCGGCCCAAUUUAAGGGUUAAGACUGUCUCUAUGGUGCCACCUGGCGUGCCUUUGUCGGUUAAGCCGGUGCAGGGGAGUUUAGCUGAUUCUCAACCUGAUAAGAGCAGGGAUAAAAGGUUAUCGCUAGAUUUUGGAACUUUCAAGUAUAAAGAGCCCACUGGCCAGCAGUCUUCUUCUGCUCUUCAAGAUGAGCUUGACAUGCUUCAAGAAGAAAAUGACUGCUUAUUGGAAAAGCUGAGGAUAGCAGAAGAAAGGCACGAGGAAGCUGAAUCAAGAGCUCGGCAGCUUGAGAAGCAGGUUGCAUCUCUAGGAGAAGGUGUAUCAUUAGAAGCUCGGCUUUUGAGCAGGCAAUCGGUGAUUGUGAUUGAACAAUUUGAAAGGAGGGUUUAUUUUCUAAAUAUUUCUCUUAUAAACAAACGAUUGCUUGCAGCUGUAAAUGUCUUCGAAGAAGUUGUUCUCAAGAGGUGUUGGCUUGCCAGGUGCUGGAAUAUAUGUGUCAGCUAUGGUAGUAUUCAUGCUGAUAUAGCUGGCGCAAGGCAUGAGUACUGGUCAUCUUUUGCUUCACGUCCUGUUGAAGUCAUAUUGGCUGCAGGAAGGAAAGCGAAGAAUGAAAAUUCAUCGAAUAAUAGUGAUUUGGAAGAAAGGGAGAAUAUUCUGGAAGCCAAGGAUGAAAUUUCAAACAAGCCCAACGUUGAGAGCAUGCUUUCGGUUGAAAGGGGUCUUAGGGAACUGACCUUACUUAAGGUUGAGGAGGCAAUAGCCAUAACAUUGGCCCAAAAACGUCGCCCAAAUAUCGUAAAAUCUGACAUUCUCAAAUAUAUUUUUACUUUGAUAACUGUAGACGAACUAAAGCUGCCAGCAGAGGGCCAAAAUUUUGCGGAAGCAUUUGAACUAACUCCAGAGGAGUCUGAAGAUGUGCUUCUAAAGCAGGCUUGGCUGAUGUUUAUAUGGAGAAGAGCGAAAAAUCAAGGCCUUGAACCAGACAUCGCAGAGGACAGACUACAAAAUUGGAUCAACCAAGGAAAUAAACAACCUAAUUCGCACGAUGCAGUAGACGUCGAGCGUGGUUUGAUGGAGCUCCGGAAGUUGGGUAUCGAGACCAAAUUAUGGGAGGAGUCUCGUAGAUCGAUCGACCCGGAUUCAACCCAGAAAACACUAUUGGAAACCGAAUAUCAGAUUUUGACCUAA
Messenger RNA from Striga hermonthica, 1728 nucleotides. The record is from the annotation of a GenBank genome assembly. Lineage: Eukaryota; Viridiplantae; Streptophyta; Magnoliopsida; Lamiales; Orobanchaceae.